UAACCAUAGCAGGCGGUCACUUCCUAACCUAACUUCACACUGUUCCUCUCCUGGUCCCAGAAUUUCCAAAACUCACCCCACUCCCUUUUUCAUUAACACUCAUAAAAAAAACCUCAUCUAGUUAAUAUUAUUAUACUAUGAUCAUAUAAUUAUAGUUCUUUUCUUGCCGUGAGUAUAUAAAUACAUAGUUAUAUACAUAUAUAUCCACCUCUUCUCCUUCUAUAUAUAUAUAUGUACUCUUAUUGGAAGGUUUAACCCUGGCUUCGUAAUUAAACUCUCUCUCUCUCUCUCUCUCUGUCUCGCUCUCUCUCAGCAAAAUCAGAAACGCAGCAGUGGAGUAGGCAAAACCUUUAGCAGAGACAUUUAUCCCCCCUCUCUCAGUUAGUUAACUAACGGUUUUAUUAUUUCUAUUAUCCCCAAUUUACCCUUCUUUCCCAUCCUCAUUUUCUCUCUUAUGCCAUCCCACUGACAGAGCGUGCUUCACCGCAGUCUCCAUUUUCAUACCAAAAAACUGAAAAAUGAUAAGUUGGGGCGAUCUGUACACCGUCUUAACGGCGGUGAUCCCACUGUAUGUGGCGAUGAUCUUAGCGUACGGUUCGGUUCGGUGGUGGAAGAUAUUCUCACCGGACCAGUGUUCAGGCAUAAACCGGUUCGUGGCGAUAUUCGCGGUGCCACUCCUUUCCUUCCAUUUCAUCUCUACCAACAAUCCUUACGCCAUGAACUUCAGGUUCAUAGCCGCGGACACGCUGCAGAAAAUCAUCAUGCUCUUCGCCCUCGCAAUCUGGACAAACUUCACCGCCAAUGGAAGCCUGGAGUGGAUGAUCACAAUCUUCUCCCUCUCCACAUUGCCCAACACACUGGUCAUGGGAAUUCCCCUUCUCAUCGCCAUGUACGGAGAAUAUUCCGGCAGCCUCAUGGUCCAAGUGGUGGUUCUCCAGUGCAUCAUCUGGUACACGCUCCUCCUCUUCCUCUUCGAGUACCGCGGCGCCAAACUCCUCAUUAUGGAACAGUUCCCUGAAACCGCCGCCUCCAUCGUUUCCUUCAAAGUCGACUCCGACGUGGUUUCCCUCGACGGCCGUGACUUCCUCGAGACAGACGCCGAAGUCGGCGAUGACGGAAAACUCCACGUCACGGUUAGGAAAUCCAACGCUUCUAGAAGGUCCUUUAUGAUGACUCCCAGACCCUCUAACCUCACCGGCGCUGAGAUUUACAGCCUCAGCUCCUCCCGUAACCCCACGCCACGUGGCUCCAAUUUCAACCACGCUGAUUUCUACUCCAUGAUGGGGUACGCCCCGAGGCAUUCCAAUUUCGGUGCUGCGGAUCUUUAUUCCGUUCAGUCCACGUCACGCGGCGUUACCCCGCGCCCAUCGAAUUUCGAAGAAAACUGUGCACCCGUGGGCCAGGCUAUCAGCUCCCCCAGGUUUGGGUUUUACCCCGCCGUCCAAACAGUAGUGCCCGCCGCUUACCCGGCACCGAAUCCGGAAUUCUCUUCCAGUUUAACAAAGAGUGUGAGCAAAAAUUCACAGCCACAGCCACAGCCACAGCCACAGCCACAGCCGCCACAGUCGCAGGUUCAAGCUCAACCUGCCAAUAACAGUGCUAAUAAUAAUAAAGCGACCCAUGAUGCUAAAGAGCUUCACAUGUUUGUGUGGAGCUCAAGUGCUUCGCCGGUUUCCGAAGCCGGAGGGCUCCACGUGUUCACCGGCGCCGAUUUCGGAGCCUCUGACCAAUCUGGUCGCUCCGAUCAAGGUGCUAAGGAGAUUCGGAUGUUGGUUGCCGACGACCACCCUCAAAAUGGUGAAACCAACAAAGCUGCGGCGGAGGGAGAGUUUGGUGGGGAAGAGUUGAAAUUUCCGGGGAAAGAAGGAGAACAAGGAGAGGAAUUAGAUCAGGGAGAGAAAGCGGAACCCACUGGGCUGAACAAGCUGGGUUCAAGUUCAACGGCGGAGCUGCACCCAAAAGCCGGCGGAGCUGCCGUGGGGAAAUACAUGCCUCCGGCAAGUGUGAUGACCCGUCUCAUACUGAUUAUGGUGUGGCGGAAGCUUAUCCGCAACCCCAACACUUACUCCAGCCUCAUUGGUGUUGUUUGGUCCCUCGUGGCAUUUAGGUGGCAUGUGCACAUGCCUAAAAUAAUAGAGAAAUCAAUCUCCAUACUGUCUGAUGCUGGUCUCGGAAUGGCUAUGUUCAGCUUGGGUCUGUUUAUGGCUCUUCAACCCAAGAUAAUUGCAUGUGGGAACUCAGUUGCUACAUUUGCCAUGGCCGUUCGAUUCCUUACAGGUCCCGCCGUCAUGGCGGCAGCUUCCAUUGCUGUUGGCUUGCGCGGUUCCCUCUUACGUGUAGCUAUUGUUCAGGCUGCACUUCCACAAGGGAUUGUUCCGUUUGUGUUUGCCAAGGAGUACAAUGUCCAUCCAGCCAUUCUAAGUACAGCGGUUAUAUUUGGAAUGUUGAUAGCACUACCAAUUACUCUAGUCUACUACAUAUUACUUGGUUUGUAAAAUUUCUAUUCAGUAGUAGCCCACAUACCAAGAUGGAAUGAAUGGUCCUUUCCAACCUUUUAUGCUUUGGGAGUUAGCAUACAUGCCUGGUGACCACAGUGGAUUAUGCUGUUAUUAACA
This is a messenger RNA of Abrus precatorius (Indian licorice), 2615 nucleotides long. RefSeq names its product auxin efflux carrier component 3-like. Gene Ontology annotation, biological process: auxin polar transport; auxin export across the plasma membrane. Gene Ontology annotation, cellular component: plasma membrane; endoplasmic reticulum. Bases 519 to 2495 code for a protein of 658 amino acids. Gene Ontology annotation, molecular function: auxin efflux transmembrane transporter activity. The record is from RefSeq and is a predicted model, not a curated record. NCBI's taxonomy places the organism in Eukaryota, Viridiplantae, Streptophyta, Magnoliopsida, Fabales, Fabaceae. The transcript is spliced from 6 exons.